AUGCAGCCUCCCGGGUCAUCGGCGGCCCGAGGGUCUUCGAGCAAGAAAGACGACAGCCAAGGCGUGGGCGCCAAGGACUUAAAGAAGGUGCUCAUGCAGGGCCUGGCCGAGGGGCAGACGCCGCCUCUCAUGAUGAUGAGCAUGCUGUUGGACAAGGACAAGAAGGAGAAGCGGACCAAGCACGGGGGUCGCGACAGCAAGGACCUCAGCCUCUUUGGUGGUUCGGACUCCGAAGAUUCGGGAGGCGAAGAUGCUUUCCAGGGAACGGGGAUGCGAGCAGUAUCAACGUUGCACAAGCUCCACGAGCAGAUCAGAAGGCGGCCAAGGAAGAUAUGCGAGAUCUUCGAGCACGAGGUGGUGCAGGAGAUGGGAGUGAUCAAGGGCCAGGCAUGGACAUUGAAGGAUUAUGUGAAGAAGCAGCCCUGGGGAAAGUUCAAGGGGAUUUAUCGAUGUGCUUUGAUGGAUGUCGAGGUCUACGAGCAACUGCGCAAUGGCGAGCCCCAGAUUGCCGCGGCGCAGGUCGUGCAGAACUUGAAGGCAAAGCUCCAGAGUGUGCUCCAGGGGCGCGACUGGAGCACAGCUUGGCUCCUCACCGGAUUGCCCGACCCUCUCGCGAAGCGAGAGUGGGCGGGCAGCAAGGAGGAAAUGGCGAUCAUUUCCGGAUAUGUGGACGCUCUCCAUCGGCUCAAGAAGCGCGUGAAGGACAAUCAGACCGUGGUCGAGGACGACGAAGGAGAAGGCCAAGGUAUUUUGCCGGAGCGUGGUGCCGGCGCCAACAUUCCACUCUUCCCGUGCACGCUACCCUACCCGGAGGCCAUCUUGACUGACGGGGUGAGCCUGGACCUUGAGGGUUGCCGUAGGUGGUUUGCCAAAGCCUUCGUUAACACGUUUGUGGCUUGGGGAAACUUUGUGACUCUUGGGUGCCCGGCGGAAGGGGGCAGUGGAUACGAGCCGCGGGUAGCUUAUUUGUGCCGGGAAGAGGCCCGGGUCAUGGCAGAUGAGCUUCUUGGCGAGGUGGAUGAAUUCGUUUCCGAGGAUCUGGCUCUAGGUCGUCUCGAGUGUGAUGGCAAGCGUGGUUGUAUAGAAGCCCUGCUAGAGAAGAUCCGCUGUACAGGUGGUGCAUGCUACACUGAUCUGCCUUCUCAGGUUUCAGGGAAGACGAUUUCAACGGCAUUGCCGGUAUCUGCUACGAGGGUGGCUAUGCCGGGACAGGCGGGGCUCGUGGAUCCGGGUGAUUGGCUUGAACCACAUCGUGCUGAAAUUUUUCAAGACUUAGCCCGUCUCCGCAAACCCGAGCAUCUGUGGGAGGAUAUCGCGGUGGCUUGCCAUCGGGUACCACCAGAGGGGGAAGAUGAUUUGGCUCGUAAGUUGAUUGCACAUGGCAUGGCGAUCGCUGUUCCAGAGCAUGAGCUUCCGCAUGACAGUCGAGGGCAGCUACAUGUAGGUGGCCUUUUCUGUGUUGCGAAAAACGAGCUAGAGGACCGCUUGAUCUAUGACAGGAGGCCGGAGAACAGCAAGAUGCACAAGCUCGCAUGGGCGAGGCUACCGAGUGGCGCAUGCUUCACCAGAAUGCUGUUGGGGGAAGACGAGUACCUCAGGGGAUCGGGGGAUGAUUUGCGCAACUACUACUACAUGUUGGCAAUACCUCAUAAUUGGGUGAAGUUUAACUCCGUGGGCCGCCGCAUGUCCCGCCAGGUGCUCGACGAGCUCGGUUACGACAGCAAGGUGGACCAUCGGUUAUGUUUCAGGGUUCUGGGGAUGGGCGAUAUCAACGGGUGUGAUAUAGCUCAGGCGACCCACGAGAGUAUAUUGCGGCAGCACGGUGUCCUUGAUCGUUCAGUGCAACUGGUGUAUGGUGAGCCCGUUCCCAAGGGCCCGCUUUGGGAAGGAGCGUAUUUAGAUGACCUCCUGAUCACAUUGCGAUGCCGAGUUCCUGGGAGGGUUCCUCUAGAUGGCACUUUUCAUGCUCCGGCUCCGCAGGCAGGGGAUGGCGAUGUCAAGCAGGUGGCGGCGGCAGAGCAUGCAUACACGAAGGCUCGGUUGCAGCGCGCAGAGCAUAAAGCCUUUAGGUUCAAAACCUCCUUUAAGGCCUGGGGUGCUCACAUCGACGGCAUCGUUGGCAAGGUCGGAGUGCCCCUCGAAGUUCGCAGGCAAGUGUGGAUGUUAUUGUCGAAGAUCGUGGCAGGAGGCUGGUGCAACAAGGACGUGCUUCGCCGGGUGCUUGGGUUCCUAGCUUACAUCUUCCAGUAUCGCCGGGAGCUGUAUUGCCUACAACACCACAUCUACAAGUAUGUGCAGGCUAUGCCGGAUGAGCGGUGGUGCAGGCUUCCCCGACAUGUGCUAGAUGAACUUCGAUCAUUUGCCCUGCACCUCCCCUUUGCGUGCUGGGAUAUGCGUAGGAAGCUCAACUCUACCUUGAUUGCAACGGAUGCCACCCCAACUUCGGGAGGUUCGGUUGCUUGCAAGAUGCCGGCCGAGCUGGCGCAGGAGCUCUGGCGUCAAUCAGAAGUUAGAGGUGAAGCUGUGCGUUUGGACCGCGGCAUGGGGCCUGAUCUGUCUUGGGAUGUCCCGAAGGAAGCUUCUGUCUUCGCGAGCACCAUUGCAGAGAGCAUGGACUGGCGGGUCACCGGGUCUUAUUCGUUUCGGCAGACUUCUCACGUAAACUUACAAGAGCUUCGGGCCCUCAGGCGGGAAAUCAUCCGGAUGGCACGUGCUCCCGAACACCGCAACUCCAUCGUCGUGGCCCUUAACGAUUCAAGGGUAGUCUGCGGAUGUGUGGCAAAGGGGCGCUCGUCGAGUUAUAAACUUAAUGGGAUGUUGCGAGGCCUCUUACCGCACCUGGUGAUGGGCAAGAUCACGAUCUCUAUAUUGUGGGUGGAGACCUCAAGCAACUAUGCCGACCACCCAUCCCGUUUCCGUGAUCUACCGCCGCCCAGGUCUCCGCCACCCUGGCUCCAGCGCUUUGGGGUUAGCACCUCGGCUAGCUUCUCCGGGGUCGAACUUUCGGCCGGGGGAACAUCCAUUACACGGGCGCAUGUUGAGGCUGGGCUGCAAAUGGCACAGCCGGUGGACAUUGCCUAUGGCGUCGAAGCGCUGGGCCCUUGGAUCGACCAGUGCAUUGAGACGGGGUUGAUUGAUUGGGUUUGGCUCGCUCCUUCGUUUGCGGUGCAGUCUCGGCUUCAACAAAGUCGUGAAGGUGGGCGGCAAAGCUGGGCCCGACAAGGGGAGAGGAGAUACGACCAGGAGGACUCGAUUGAUCAUCUUUGGUGGCGGCUGCUGAACAUCGCUUGGAGCAUCAUGUCUUCAGGAGGCUUCUUCUUCCUGGUGCACCCGCGGAGCAGCAGAGUUUGGAACUUAGCCGAGACUCAGCAGCUCCUUAAUCAUGAAGCGGUGAAGGCGCAUCGCGUUGAUUUGUGUGCACAUGGGGGAGAGAGCUCGAGUGGCGGGUCACAGGGGACUAGCACCAUCCUCAGCAACUCCCCUUGA
This is a messenger RNA of Symbiodinium sp. CCMP2592, 3486 nucleotides long. NCBI's taxonomy places the organism in Eukaryota, Dinophyceae, Suessiales, Symbiodiniaceae. The record is from the annotation of a GenBank genome assembly.